Molecule: messenger RNA, 1326 nt
Organism: Leptonychotes weddellii (Weddell seal)
Lineage: Eukaryota; Metazoa; Chordata; Mammalia; Carnivora; Phocidae
Source: RefSeq, a predicted model, not a curated record
CUUCGUCAGGUGAAGUAUCACAACGCGGAAGGUUAUGAAGUGGACCGCUAUCGAGAGGCCAUCCUCAAAUAUCAGCAUUUGGAGUGGAAGUCAACGGCUUCACUGGUUUUACUAAAUCAGACCCAGAACCUGGUGAUUGGACUUGGGCUCCUUGCUGGCUCCCUGCUUUGUGCGUACUUUGUCAGUGAGCAGAAGCUACAGGUCGGGGACUUCGUGCUCUUUGGCACCUACAUCAUCCAGCUGUACAUGCCUCUCAACUGGUUUGGCACCUACUACAGGAUGAUCCAGACAAACUUCAUCGACAUGGAGAACAUGUUCGACCUGCUGAAAGAGAAGCCGGAAGUGAAGGACCUCCCUGGAGCAGGGCCCCUGCGCUUCCAGAGGGGCCAGAUUGAGUUUGAGAAUGUGCACUUCAGCUAUACCAGUGGGCGAGAAACGCUGCAGGAUGUGUCCUUCACCGUCAUGCCCGGACAGACCCUGGCCCUGGUGGGCCCAUCUGGAGCAGGGAAGAGCACAGUGUUGCGCUUGCUGUUUCGCUUCUAUGACAUCAGCUCUGGCUGCAUCCGAAUAGAUGGGCAGGACAUCUCACAGGUGACCCAGAUCUCCCUCCGGUCUCACAUUGGAGUCGUGCCCCAGGACACCGUCCUCUUCAAUGACACCAUCGCUAACAACAUCCGCUAUGGCCGUCUGACAGCCGGGGAUGAGGAGGUGGUAGCUGCCGCCCAGGCUGCGGGCAUCCAUGAGGCCAUCCUGACUUUCCCUGAAGGAUACGAGACGCAGGUGGGCGAGCGGGGACUCAAGCUGAGUGGUGGGGAGAAGCAGCGUGUGGCCAUUGCUCGCGCCAUUCUCAAGGCUCCAGACAUCAUUCUGCUGGAUGAGGCAACAUCAGCGCUGGAUACAUCUAACGAGAGGGCCAUCCAGGCUUCUCUGGCCAAAGUCUGCGCCAACCGCACCACCAUCGUCGUAGCGCACAGGCUCUCGACUGUGGUCAACGCUGACCAGAUCCUCGUCUUUAAGGAUGGCUGCAUUGUAGAGAGAGGACGGCACGAGGUUCUGCUGUCCCGAGGCAGCAUGUAUGCAGACAUGUGGCAGCUGCAGCAGCGGGGACAGGAAGAAGUCUCUGAGGACACCAAACCCCUGGGCUGAGACCGGUGACAAAGCUGCGGCCACGUCCCUCCCAAAGGAGAACUCAGAGGGGAGUAAGAUGUGUCCCUUUGUCCAGCACGUUUCAUCCCGGUGUUGGGGUAUGGUGCUAGCUAUAGUUGGGGAAAAGAACCUUCCGGAAAAGCACUUUUUGGGGAAAUAAAAGUGUGGACUAUGCUAGGA